AUGUCAAGUGAUGGUAGGAAACGAUUAUCAGGGUAUCAAUACAGAAAACGAAAACUGGAGAAACGAGCGGAUAAUGAAAGACAAGCAGGUGCCUUAGAAAAAUUUUUGAAGAAAAAGAAACCACAGCAAACUACAGACUGUGCGAUAACGUCUGCAUCAACAUCAACUAUGGAAAAACAUAAUGAUGAUGAAAAUAUGAUGAAUCAGCAUGUUCACGCUGCCGCUUCGACAGAUAAUAAUGUCGAGGAUAACGAAGACACUCAUGAUGAAGUGAUUGACUUUUGGAAGAAAAAGAAACCACAGCAAAUUAAUGAAAGUAACGGAACGCAAUCACAAGAAACUACAGACUGCACGAUAACGUCUGCAUCAACAUCAACUAUGGAAAAACCUAAUGAUGAUGCAGAUAUGAUAAUUCAGCAUGUUCACGCUGCCGCUACUACAGAUAAUGUCGAGGAUAAUGUAGACACUCAUGAUGUAGUGAUUGAUUCUGAUCCAGCCAAAUGGCCAGGAAUAAUUAUGGAUAAGGAUAGAGUUUUUUUAGUGAAGAGAGGGCCACCACCGCCAUUAACCAAUUAUAAUUUUCCUCUUGAUAAAAACGGAAGGAAAUUCACUCCAUUCAAUUACAACCGUGUCUUGAGCAAUGGAGAAAGCGUCAAGAGAAACUGGUUAACAUACUCAACUUCCAAAAAUGUUCUUUUCUGCUUUUGCUGUAAACUAUUCGAUCAUACAAAUAAAACCUCUUUAUGUAACGAAGGCUUUAACCACUGGAAACCCAUUGGAAAUACAUUAAAAAAUCAUGAAGUAUCAAUGGCACACUUGGUAGCUCAAAAAUCCUGGUCAGAACUAUCUAUUAGGUUAAAUCAGAAGCAAGUUAUUGAUGCUUCAAUGCAAAGGAUAAUUGAUUCUGAAACAAGACACUGGACCAACGUUUUGCAACGAAUAAUAUCAAUUAUCCAAUGUUUAGGUGAAAGUUGCUUGGCUCUAAGAGGCUCUUCUGAUAAAUUGUUCGAAAACAACAAUGGGAAUUUUCUCAAACUGGUCCAGCUUCUCGCAAAAUUUGACCCAAUAAUGGAAGAACACGUGAAUCGUGUAAUGCGAGAUAAUACCAGAAAGAGCAAGCAGUUGGAUUUACCAAAUGCUAUAAAUAUUUUGGAUAAAACAAACAUAUAUUUGAAUAAUCUUCGCUCUGACGACUCAUUUAAUCGCCUUUUAGUAGAUGCUAAAGAACUAGCAGAUGCUAUUGAUGUAGACGCCCACUUUCCAGAGGCUGAGGCUAGAGCCCGUACUCAAAACUGGCAAAAGGAUAAUUGUGGAAAUUUUUCAGAAAAAAGAGGAAAGUGA
Ceutorhynchus assimilis (cabbage seed weevil) is the source of this 1341-nucleotide messenger RNA. NCBI's taxonomy places the organism in Eukaryota, Metazoa, Arthropoda, Insecta, Coleoptera, Curculionidae. The record is from the annotation of a GenBank genome assembly.